Molecule: messenger RNA, 1743 nt
Organism: Peniophora sp. CBMAI 1063
Lineage: Eukaryota; Fungi; Basidiomycota; Agaricomycetes; Russulales; Peniophoraceae
Source: the annotation of a GenBank genome assembly
AUGUUAUCGUCGUCAUCCUCGUCUUCUGCCUCACCCGUUUCCACGGCGCCGUCGACACCGCCUCCCGGACCCUCUCAAUACCUCGCCCUCGGUCAGCCAUCAGUACUCAAGAAACUCGGCUCCCAACUUGAAGAAGGCGACCGGAUCUUAUAUGUCAGCGGCGCUAGCUCUCCCAAGGAGGUGUCCGACGCACUAGCUAAGGCGCGCGAAAUCGCCGGUCUCGCUAGUGUUCAGAUCGAUGGCACAACAGGCGUGAAGUCCGAACUUGUCCCUCCAGCCACCGCCUACCCCAUGUUCUCCAACGCCGGCUUGACCUCUCAGAUCAGGCUCCCGGUCUCCUCCGCGCUCAAUGUCGACGUCCUCUACCGGCCGCCCUUCACGUACCCCACACUCGCAGCUACACCUGCAAACCCUCUCAACCCCACCGCACACCCAUUCGGUAUUCCCUCACGUGAAGACUGGGAGCAGCUAUGGAAGACCUGGGAUACGGUCACUUUGGGCAUGAUUCCCCGUGAGAUGCUGCACGUCAAGCCUAUCGACCUUCGCCAUAUCUGCCUGUUCUACCUCGGCCAUAUCCCGACGUUCUUGGACAUGGUCCUGAGCAAGGAGCUUGGCGAGCCCAACACUGAGCCGAAGUGGUUCACUGAGAUCUUUGAGCGCGGUAUCGACCCUCACGUCGACGAUCCCGAGCAUUGCCAUCGACACUCUGUGGUUCCAACGAAGGCGGAAGACUGGCCUACCCUCGAAGACAUCAUCACCUUCCGCACUCGUGUCCGUGACCGUACCUUCAAGCUAUACGAAGAUCUCGAGAGCGGGAAGCGCACGAUCUACCGCCGGCUUGGACGUGUGCUCAUGUGCGCGUAUGAGCACGAAGCUUGGCACGUCGAGACGCUGCUGUAUAUGCUGAUCCAACGCGCUGGCACUGGGACCCUUCCGCCUCCCGGUUUCCCCACGCCUCUCUUCCCCGAACUCGCCAAGCAAUGGGCGACAAUCCCACCUCCGACUGAGCCCACUGUCACUCUUGGGCCUGCAGAGGUGACGCUCGGUUGGGAUGACCAGGAGUCGGACGACCUCCUCCCCGAGCUCAAGUACAAGACCACGAACCGCGGGUACGGCUGGGAUAACGAGUCUCCCGCUCGUACAGUCCACGUCGGUGCCUUCCGCGCAUCAUGGCGCCCAGUCAGCAACGGCGAGUACCUCGCGUGGUGGCGAACCAAGUCGCUUCCUAUCCCGGCCAGCUGGGUAGAGGAGGAUGGCGAGAUCAUGGUGCGCACGGCGUUUGGGCCUGUGGGCAUGGAUGUCGCGGAGCAGUGGCCCGUUAUGGCUGCAUAUGACCAUAUGGAGAUGUACGCGAAGGGGAAGGGCGGUCGGUUGCCAACUGAGGCUGAGUUGAGGUUGUUCCUCGACUCGUAUAACACUGGGUACGAGGAGGACGGGAAUGUUGGGUUCCGCAACUGGCACCCGGUACCAUCUAAUGCUGGUAUCGACGGCAAGCGCGGCACAAACGGCGGCGUCUGGGAGUGGACCAGCACUAAGUUCGACAGGCAUGAUGGCUUCGACCCCACGACCAUCUUCUCUGGUUACUCUUCUGACUUCUUUGACAACGUUCACCAGGUCGUCUUGGGUGGGUCGUACGCUACUAUUCCGCGCCAGGCCGGUCGGCGCACCGCGCGCAACUUCUACCAGCACAACUACCCGUACGCGUGGGUUAGCGCUCGUGUUGUGUUCGAUGUCGAGGCGUAG